Halichondria panicea is the source of this 2272-nucleotide messenger RNA. RefSeq names its product mucolipin-3-like. The record is from RefSeq and is a predicted model, not a curated record. Gene Ontology annotation, cellular component: plasma membrane; lysosomal membrane. The transcript has 15 exons. Lineage: Eukaryota; Metazoa; Porifera; Demospongiae; Suberitida; Halichondriidae. Gene Ontology annotation, molecular function: NAADP-sensitive calcium-release channel activity. The coding region runs from base 150 to 2138 and encodes 662 amino acids.
UAUUAUAUCUACUGUUAGUUGAUACUGUACACAGCUCAUCUGCGAGCUCAUCAGAGUUUUGAGCAUUAAACCAAAUCAUUAGAGCUACUCUUGAGGUUGAGACACUGAAUAUUUAAUCUUGUAACGAUCAGGUCUGCUCCUAGAUCCUCAUGUCGUAUGAGAUGUCCAGGAAGUCGAAGGGAGGUAGUGUAUUCUCCACCAACUAUGGCUCCACUGGCCAGGACGAUCCUGAUGUGUUUGACCCCCUGCAUAAUAUAGACACCCUCAGGAGCAGCGACGAGUCGGAUGCAGGAAUGACAUGUGACGAGUGCUGCAAGAAAGCACCGCACAUCCUGUACAACCUGACACUUGGAGCAUGUUUCGACUGUAACUUAGGGCAACAACAUAAACAACUCUCCUCCUCCCAAGAUGAUGACAUGGAUGCCCGCAAUAUGAAGAAAACGCUACAAUAUCACUUCAUGAACCCUUUCGAGAAAUGGAAUCAUCCAACAAAGAAGCAGUUUCCGUGGAAACUAGUAGUCCAGCUGCUGAGCAUUAUUCUAGUGACAACACAACUGGUCCUGUUUGCGAACUCAAAGUUUACUGUAACGGAUUUCAUACAUGGCAACAAGAAAACUUUCAUACAGCUGUUUGUGAUCAAUGCCGCUGAGCCGGCAUUUUCCAACCCUCUGCCCAGUCCAAUAAGAGUCCUCUAUACCAAUGAGGAACUGUUCCAGCAGCUCAACCACACAGCCUUCCAGUAUUUCAACCUGGAGGAAGUGGCUGUGGGUCCGUAUGGAUACCAAUGGGACCUAUCCGAGGGCACUAACCAAUCGAAAAUGCCACAUCUACACCUCAGGAUUCGUAGACACGAGUCUGGAGCGAUUGAUCCCACCUCCCUGUUGUACAGGGUCUCCCCUAACAUCAUCACAGAUAGGUAUGAUAUUCUCAACACCUCUGACCCUAUCGACGAUGCUGUGAGCUGGAAGCAAUUACAAGCAGAUCUUCCAGGUGUUGCUGACAUCCACAUGGACCUGACCAUCACCUCUGCCUAUCAACUUGAGCAUGAGAAAGUGGCAAAGUGCUUCCAGUUCAAUAUCUCAUUUCAUAUUGUCAACAGUCAUGACAAGGGCAUCAUGCCAGUGGACAUGAAUGUGGUCACUAAAACAAGAGCCUGUGAUAGCUCAAAGAAGAUCAUCACGAAUAUGGAUGCGUUUGUGUUCACUGAUGUUGGCUCAACAACUGUGGAUGCUAUUGUCAUGUUUAUUUCCCUGAUCUCCAUUAUCCAGUGUCUUGGUUCACUCACUUACUCUGUGUGGCUCUUCAAAACUAUUCGUUCUUUCUUUGUUCAACGGUUCACUUGGAAACUGAAAGUGAAACAUUUCUGGCCGCUGAUUGACGGCUGGUUGGUAAUGAUCACCAUCAGUAAUGUGAUGGUCAUUGUCGGCUCUGUCAUGAAACUAAUCAUUUGUUAUCAGAACCCUGACUCCACAGCCCUGGUGGAUGCCACAAGUAUCAUCUUGGGACUGGCUGUGUUUGGCCAGUGGUGUGGACUCUUGAGGUUCCUCAGCUACUUUGAAACAUACAACGUGCUGCUCAUCACACUCAAAGUGGCGAUGCCUAGUGUGCUCCGUUUUGGAGUGUGUGUUGGAAUCCUCUACAUCUCAUUUUUACUGCUCGGCUGGCUCGUACUCGGACCCUACCAUCCUAAGUUCCGCGAUACCACUGUCACGUCUGAGUGCCUCUUUGGUCUAAUCAACGGAGACGAUGUGUUUAAUACUUACGCUGAAAUGUCACAUACGCCUACAGCUAUAUGGAUUUUCUCCAAGAUAUACAUCUACGUCUUUGUGUCACUGUUCAUCUACAUUGUACUGUCCGUGUUCAUCGCUCUCAUCUCAGACACGUAUGAGACACUAAAUGACCAAUGGCGAUUUAGAACCAGAGGAUUGCUCAGGGACUUUGCCACUGACCAGUUGGGGCGUGGUCGAACGAGACUGGACUCCCACGCCAGUCACCCCUCUAUAGCCCAGGACGAUGCUGCUGACUAUGCUUUCCUCAGAGGUGCUGCUACUGGUUCUGAGCCAGUGACCCAGCCCCCUGGCAGUGUUCAGGGCAGUGAGCCUCCAGAGCAACCCACCCCCUCAACUGAUACUAAAUAGAACAACUGUCAUAAACUUUAAGGAACUUUUUCAUUACAGUUAUUUAAAUGUCAAAAUUGUAACACAGGUUGCAUACUAUUGUCAGUUUCAUUGUGUACCUGAUGUCUGUAAAAGUAUAGUAUGUGUCAACAUAA